Messenger RNA from Cloeon dipterum, 3224 nucleotides. It is a transcript of the gene Bdp1, whose product is annotated as transcription factor TFIIIB component B'' homolog Bdp1. The record is from RefSeq and is a predicted model, not a curated record. Gene Ontology annotation, cellular component: transcription factor TFIIIB complex. Bases 169 to 2694 code for a protein of 841 amino acids. Gene Ontology annotation, biological process: RNA polymerase III preinitiation complex assembly. NCBI's taxonomy places the organism in Eukaryota, Metazoa, Arthropoda, Insecta, Ephemeroptera, Baetidae. The transcript has 11 exons. Gene Ontology annotation, molecular function: TFIIIC-class transcription factor complex binding.
GGAUUGCGCAUGCUCUAAACGCAGGCUUCAAUUUCACAAAAUCAAAACAACAUCUGGUACGAUUCCAAUGUGACUGAGAAGGACAACGUGGUCGCCGUUUCUUCGUCAUUCUCGGCUUCCACUUGCCGAAUCCAUUCCGGAUGCGAGCAGAAGCAGCUUGCAAUCAAAAUGUUCCGCCUGCACAUAAAACCCGUCUUGUCCAAGCCAAAAGCCACGGCCAAACAGCGUGCUGACAAGGCAAAGGCCUCUCCUGCCAAAGUCAGCACCCCUGCGGAGCCGAAGCCCAGCAACCCUCCUGCGGAGGAAUCGGACGUUCCGUCUGAACCAGAACCGGCUGCCGAGCCCGUGGACAAUGCCGCCCCCGCCGUCGAGCCUGGCAGGACGCGGACCUUGUCGCACAGGUCGCAGGAAGAGUCGGCCAGCUCGGCGGACGAGUCGCGAAAGAACAAGGUGGUGCCUCGGUUCGCCAAGGCAAGGAUCAAGCCUUACGUUCCAGGGGUGAAAAAGAAUUCUGUCAAAGCAGUGUCCGCGGAGCCGGCGGCGCCGCCGGUCAAAGUUGUCCCUCCUCCAGCACCAGCUGUUGUAGUGUCAGCUGAUGUGGCCGAGAUCGCAGAAGCCAAGGUUGUCAAGCCAAGCUUGCCGACCACCCCAGUGCCGGCAAGGACGGGGCCGUCGGCUCAUCUCGUUCCUGCGGCGCCGAAUUGCGUGCCUUCCAAUGAGGAAAAUUCCUCCUCAGAGGACGAAGGGGUCAUAGACCCCUACAACCCCGACCAUCCCUUGGGACACAGGGAGAAUCCCGAAAAGUGCAGAGGGACCAAGAGCCCAUGGGUGAUGAAAAAGUUCAGGGCUGGGCCGCCAAUAGCCAUGAUAGACUAUCUGUUCUAUAAUCCGAAAACCAAUCCCAUGGUAUAUGAGGAAGAUGACACAGUUAUUUCGACAGCCAAAAAAGAAGAGGUAGAGGAAGAUGUAGACGAUCCAGAAGAUGACGGUGGCAAUACAAUUGCUGCUCCUCAACUGAAGAUGGGGCCAGACGGCAAUUUUAUAAUUGACGACAAAAGUUUGGUUAUAGAGUCCUCGACAGCUAGGGAGGGAAGGAAGGCUUUGCAAUCAAACACGGUAUCAGGAAAUAAGAGGCGGUACAACAGAUCCACGUGGACUAAUGAAGAAACGUUGUUCUUCUACAAGUGUCUCAACACCAUUGGAACCGAAUUUGCCACGAUGUCUCGUUUUUUCCCAAAUAGAAACAGGCACCAAUUAAAACUCAAGUUCAAACUGGAGGAAAAACGAAAUUUGAACUUGGUGGAGAAAGCUCUCAGCAUGAAUGUAAAAUACGACUUGUCUGAACUGGAAUUGGAAUUCCAAAAUGUGAGUGAGAAUGCAGCGAGACAGAGGGCGCAGAAACGGAAACCUAAAGAGGCGAAACCGAAGGAAAAGAAGACUAACGAAAAAAGACCCUCAAGGUCGAGAAAAAAGAGAAAAGACUACGUUUAUGAAGGUGGCAGCGCUAGCGACGAGUGCAGCUCCUCGGAUGACGAAAACAACUCGAAACUUCGCGCGGAGAUGAACAACAGCAUGGCUGAGGAUGGCAAGAAUGCGCAGAAAUCUGACAAGAAGAGCCAGAGCUCUGAGAGGUUCGCGUUCGUCGAGGUUGUGCCAAACACGAGCGCUGUGGCGCCGCAGCCGCUAAAUCCGAACGCGCUGUCCGGCAGUCAGAUAAGCCAGCUGAUCGGCCAGCGCGCGGACAAGGAGCAGCUGCGCUACGGCAACUCGGAGCUCGCCUUCCUGCUCAACUCACCGACCAUCCGCGAGAAGGAGAACGAGCGGAAGCAGCGCACCCCGCCAUCCAAGUGCGCUGCCGUACGGAGGAUUGCGUUGGACGAUGAGCAGCAGGCUGCUCCUCAGGGUUCUCCUCAGGCGGCACCAGAGACACCACUGAGGGAGGAGCACAUGGUGGUACAUCAGUUGAUCAGGGAGAUGAUCGACAAGAGGAUGGAGGAGCGAGAUAAACAGGCUGAGCAGGAUGAAACCACGGAGGUGACACCGCAGAUCGAAAGCCAGCCUGAAGAAGAGGAAGAGAGGAACAACAGUGGUGACGAUGACGAGAUGGAGUGCAUCGCUCAGUCUUUCUCAAAACCAACCAAGUCUGGAAGGAUGCCGAAAUUGCGCAACUUGAACAGCGCAGGCGAAGAAGAUGAAGUUGUUAAACCAAAGAGAGUCCGAAAGGUGCCAAUGAAAAUAACGAAAAAGCGGAAAAGCAGAUCAAAGUCCAAGGAUAUUGUUGCGGAGCCAGAGGAACCCGUAGAAGCCGAGGAAGAUGAGGAGGAAUCGGAAGAUGGCCAAGAAGUAACAACUGUUUCUUCAGAGAAUAUUCCAAACUUCAUCGCCAAUGUCGAGCCUGGCUCUAUCGUUGUAAUCAAAACUGCCGUGCCAAAUGAGCCUGACAGGGAAGUUCUGCAGGUUUUCAUGGUUCCUCCUGCGAACCACAGCGGAACCACAGUGGCGCACAACCCUGAUGGAUCCGUGAGCCAAGUGACGAUGGGUGGCACAAACGUGCCCCUUGUGCCAGGUACCAUGAUCAGCCCCGCCACUCUGGUGCCAAUCGUCGCCGCAUCCAGCGGAUCGGCCGUGGUGCACAAUCUGGCAGAGCCAGCUGCGCCUCAAGAAGUUGAUCUUACCCAGCACCUACCCUCCUAAGACUUGAAGCAAAAUACUAUGUAUAAUAUUAUGAUAUUGCCUGCAAGGUGGCGCGGCAAGGCUUGAGACUGACUGUCAUACUUACUGAUGUCAUAUCGGUUUCCUCUAACCCUGCCUUAUUCCAAGCGAAAAUUGGGAAUUUUGGCAGUGCAACUGCUUUAGAUUUAACAGAAUUAACUACUAGUUAAAUUCAUUCGCAAUAAAAUUGAUCUAUAUCCUCUAGUUAAUAUCAAGACACGUAUUGCUUUUAAUAUUUUUGACCAUGAUUGUUUUCUGCGUGCCAAGGGUGUGUGAGAGAUAUCUGAUGCCCAAAAUAAAUAAUUUAUUUAUUGUUGAAUUUUUAGUGUUAGUAGUUAAUACUCUAUUGCUCUCCAUGGAUUACGUACCAAAAAUAUAGUUGUGUAAGCAACCUGCUCGAAAUUUGAGUUGCAUGUCAUGUACUGAAUGUUAAAUAUUAAGUUCCUCACAGAAGAGAUGAUCGAAUUUUCAGUUUUUGCUUUUUGUAACAAUAAAACAACCCUAGAGAGAAA